Molecule: messenger RNA, 22614 nt
Organism: Dermacentor andersoni
Lineage: Eukaryota; Metazoa; Arthropoda; Arachnida; Ixodida; Ixodidae
Gene: Myo81F
Product: unconventional myosin 81F
Biological process (GO): signal transduction
Cellular component (GO): cytoskeleton; myosin complex
Molecular function (GO): protein binding; cytoskeletal motor activity; ATP binding
Source: RefSeq, a predicted model, not a curated record
CGUACGAAUUUAAUUGCUUUUUGUCUAUUCUGAGAAGAGAUUGUCGGUGAAUAUACUCGGUAGCAUACUCUUAAAACUUCUACACUGUGCAACGCUAGUUGUCGUAAUAUGUUUUAUUGUUCUAUUGGUACAAAAAAAAAAAAAGUGCUGAAGAUGGAAAGCAAGGACAAGCACUGAACUAAGGGUCCAAGCCAUAUUAUCUGCGCCAAUCCAUGGUUUUAAUUCCAGCAAGUUUCCUGCUUUGACAGCUUAAACUGUGUCAAUGAUUGUGCCAGUUGACUAUCACUUCUUCGACCUGCUACCUCUCUGACCUAAUUUUUAUCAUAGGUGGCACUUGCAAAUGAAAACGCUUCAGUCGUGUAUUCAAAGGGCUUGUAAACAAGCGAGACAGUGUAACUCGGGAUUUUGGCCUCUGUAAAGAAUGUGCCAUCCAUUCAGUUGAGCCUGCUCUAGAGAAAACGACGUUGGAUGUUGAACUCAGUUCAGUGUGGCAGAGCUAAAUCUAUGUGGGCUUUUACGACUUCAAAUCACCUAGGCCUCGGAAGACUGUUAAAGAUACGUUAUGUCUGCCACUGUGCUCGUAAAGCCUCUCUCGUUUUGCCUCCUUUCAAUCCUUCAUCCCCUUUGCCCCGCUCCGGGUAACAAACCUGGUUAACCUCCCCGCCUUCCCUUAUUUUUACUGUCUCUCAGUCGAGCGUGGCUUCACGAAGAUUCGGUGGCGCUCUCGUGAAAUCGGUUUCCACGAACUCUACUGGCGUGAAACUUCUGUUCAGGCAAAUAUUGGCCAGUUUUCAAAAGUUUUUUUUUUCCUACGCCUCUGCGUUAUUCCCGCUUUUUUACAAACGCGAAACUGCCCAGCAUUCACUUUUUCGUUCAGUGUAUCUUGACAGUUCACGUAAGCUCAAAAACCCCUGAAGGAGCGCCGAUUAUGAAAACCGGGACGUGCGAUUCGCGGCUCGCUCCAGGCUACUUCCGCUUCCGGCGUGACGCAAGCAGCGAGAGCGGCCGUUUUAUCUCGCCACCACCAGAUGGAAGCACUAUCUACAGCCGCGAAAACGAGCUCCCGGCGUUUCCGCCGUGGUUGGUGGUCGCCGCCUCUCCCCUUCCUCUCGCGUCUUGAUAUCCGGCAGCUCCUCCCCGUCCGAACGUCGGUCGCGCAGGCUUGCUUUGCCCGCCCGUCGAAAUGAACGUAGCAACGGGGCCGCGGCGGCAACGUCGAAGACCGGCUAACGCCAGGAUGGUGGUGUCCAGUGGAUAAAAACGCUCGCUCACUCCGGGUUGCGGAUAUAACCCCGCCGCGUUCCACGGCCGGAUUAUCGAAACCAUGGACGAAGACGUCGACCACGGGCGGUGCCUGGAGCUCGGGAUGCCGGACAUGACGGCGCUCAGCCGCAUCGACGAGGACACCAUCAACAACAACCUCAGGACACGCUACAGGAAGGACAAGAUAUACACUUACACGGGCACCAUCCUGAUCGCCGUCAACCCUUACAAGGAGCUCAGCAUUUAUGACACGGACUGGGUGCUCCGGUACAGCGGCCGAAAGAUCGGCCACUGCGAGCCGCAUGUGUUCGCCAUCGCCGAGUCUGCGUACGACAGCCUGCAGAACAUGACCGCCAACCAGGCGUGCGUCAUCAGCGGGGAGAGCGGUGCCGGAAAGACGGAAACGACAAAGUUCAUACUGCAGUACCUGUGCACCGUCACCACAAACGUGUCCACGUGGAUCGAACAGCAGAUCCUGGAGGCCAACACCAUCCUCGAAGCAUUCGGCAACGCCAAGACGGUCCGCAACGACAACUCGAGCCGGUUCGGCAAGUUCAUCCAGGUGUGCUUCGACGGCCGCUUCCAGAUCAAGGGCUGCAUGAUCCAAGACUACCUGCUGGAGCAGUCGCGCAUCACGUUCCAGUCGAGCGGCGAGCGCAACUACCACAUCUUCUACCAGCUGGUGGCGGCCGCCCGGAGGAGCGCCGAGCUGCGCGACCAGUUCGCCAUCGGCCCCGUCGAGCGGUACACCUACCUCAGCCAGAGCGGCUGCCUCUCGAUCGACGGCGUCGACGACGCCCUGAUGUUCGACUCGCUGAGGCUCGCCAUCUCCGUGCUCAACAUACCGCAGGAAAUGGUGGACGGCAUCUUCAGCGUGCUGAGCGCCAUCCUGUGGCUGGGCAACCUGCAGUUCGCCGACUGCGAGGAGGAGCGCAGCUCGCUCACUCCCGGCGACGAGGAGAUCCUGAUGACGGUGGCCACCCUGCUCGGGUUCCAGCCGGAGGAGCUCACCUACGUCGCGCUGCACCGGCAGAUCAUCGUGCGCGGGAACGUGACCGAGAUACCGCUCAAGUACCACGAGGCCCAACAAAACCGCCACGCCAUGGCCAAGGCGUUGUACUCGAGGACGUUCGCCUGGAUCGUGAACUACAUCAACAUGUGCACCAGCCCAGGAAGAGACAGCAACAGGUUUCUCGGCGUCCUAGACAUCUUUGGCUUCGAGAACUUCGGGGUGAACAGCUUCGAGCAGCUGUGCAUCAACUACACGAACGAAAAGCUCCACAAGUUCUUCAAUCACUACGUCUUCGCCCUGGAGCAAGAAAUGUACCGCCAAGAGGACAUCCAGUAUUCUCACAUCCAUUUCACUGACAACACUGCCUGUCUAGAAUUGAUCGAAAAGCCUCCAAAGUGCAUUCUGAAGCUCCUCGUAGAAGAAUGUCGCAUGCCUAAGGGCACGGACAUCAGCUUCGUGAGCAAGCUCCACCAGGAGCUCGAAGGGCACGCGUACUACGUCCGCGGCGACGACCGUCGGCGCUGGGAGCAGGAGUUCGGCAUCCGCCACUACGCGGGCACCGUCGUCUACACCACGCAGGGCUUCCUCGAGAAGAACAAGGACGCCCAGCAGGACCAGCUGUUCGAGCUCAUGCGCAAGUCCACGAACGCCUUUGUCAAGGACCUCGUCAAGUUCCAGGACCUUCUGGAAGUGACGUUGACGCGGCUGGCGGCCGGAGGCACCACGAUGACCAAGACGAUGAACAAGAGCAAGCCCACCGUCGCUGACGCCUUCCGCUACCAGCUGACGGCGCUCGUUGAACUUCUGCACUCGACUGUUCCAUGGUAUGUCCGUUGUAUCAAGCCGAACACUCAGAAAACGGCAAACAACUACGACGACGAUCAAGUUUUGACACAACUUCGGUACCUUGGCAUGCUGGACAUCAUCCGCAUCAGGCAGCAGGGCUACCCCAUCCACAGCACGAUCGACGACUUCCUCCGGAGGUACCGGUGCCUGGUGAGGCAUAUGGGCACGCUACCGACGGAUCACCUCAAGGCGUGUCGGUUCAUCCUCGAGAAGCUCAACAUGCCCAAGAUGGAGUGGCAGAUCGGAAAGACCAAGGUGUUUCUCAGGACGUCCGUGUUUGACCCACUCGAGGACUCCAGGCGAAAACUCCUUCGCGAGAUGGCCACAGUCGUGCAGAAGAUCUGGCGGGGCUGGCGGCUACGGAGAGCGUUCCUUCAACAAAGAGUCGCGGCCAUCCGCAUCCAACAGCACUUCAGGGGUCACCGCCAGAUGAUCCACUUCCUGCAGAUGCGGCGAGCAGCCAUAACCAUCCAGGCCUACGUGCGGGGCAUGUUCGCCCGCGAGGUGGCGGCGGCGCUUCGCGAGAUGCGUCGAGUCGAGGCCGAGAUACGGCGCCGCGAGGAGCAGGAGCUCGAGCGGCGGCGCAUCGAGGCCGAGCGCGCCGAGGCGCAGCUCGCCGAGGACGAGGCCCAGCUGGCCUCCGCCGAGGACAUGAUGCGCGCCGCCAAGGAAGAGCUGGCGGCCAUCUCCAACCUGGUGGAGAAGAACGUGCUGCGGCGCGGCGGCCCGGACUCGUCCUCGCAGUCCCAGCACCAGCAGUCCGAGUGCGUCGACCUGGACGAGAUGUUCUCGUUCCUCAGCGAGGUGCACGACCCGCACGCGCAGGCGCAGGAGUACGUCAGCGGCAUCACGCAGGAGGUCGACAUCAUACUCCAGGAGGCCGAGGCGCACGAGGCUUGCUCGCUGGCAUCCACCGACCUGUCGGCCUCUACCGGGGACCUGCAGCACCAGGGCGACGUGGCCGUCACUCCCAGCCCCGUCGUGUCCCCCUCGCCCCCUCCUCCGCCCUCGCCCAGUUUCCUCCAGGAGCGCAGACCUGCCAGCCUGCCGCAGUCUCCGAGCACCCCCAGGGAGCUCAACGGUCCCUGCACCAUGGUUCCUCCCGAGGAGCCUCCUGUACGGCUAAGACACCCGAAUAACGAGAGGAGACGAAUGACGAACCACGUGGAUGCCGAUGAUACCGACAGAGAUAUCAGGCGGCGGCAGCGCGUCGAGAAGCAGCUGAUCGCCAUGGAGGAAGCGGCGGCGGACGGCGACGAGGAGCACCACGACAUGAUCGAGUUCGCCGAGAGGCACUUCAACGCCCACCUGCGCGACUUCGGCGGUGGUCCGGUGAUACGGACGCUGUCCCGCCGCCGCAAGUCUUCCGGCGAGAUCCUGCCCAAGUACGAGAUGGUCACCUACAGCCGGAGCAGCGCCAUCCCGACGUCGCACCUGCACAUCUACGACCCGGAGAACGUGGCCAUCGCCUGUUCCAUAUUCAAGGACCUGUGCAAGUACCUCCGUGCCGAUGGGAAACCCGAGGGCGAUGUGCACACAAUCCAGAGCAUAAUCGGCUACGGCAUCGAGCGCGAAGAGCUUCGCGACGAGAUCCUGGUGCAGCUGGUGCGCCAGUCGACCAACAACCCGAGCCACGAGGCCACCGUUCGGGCCUGGUUGCUCAUCGCGCUCAGCGUGGUCUCCUUCAGGCCGUCCAAGGCGUUCUCGAAGUACAUCUAUUCCUACCUGAAGAAAAGCGUUAUGGAGGAUUCUGAAAUCGCUGCCUACGCGCAGUACUGCCUCGAAAACUUAAGCACGGCGAACGCCAUUAAUCGGAAGAUGCCGCCGUCGACUCUGGAGAUAAACGCCGUUCGACUGCGAGAGAACCUGGUGUGCCGCUUUUACUUCAUGGACGGCCGUACCAAGGCCAUCGACAUCCACCCGUCCAUCACGGCCGAGGACGCCAUCAAGACGCUGGCAACCAAGAUCGGACUGCGCUCUCUCGACGGCUGGGCGCUGUACGAGUGCACUCCUGACCACGAACACGUCAUCAAAGGAUUCGAAUACCUCGCCGACAUUAUCUACCAGUGGGAAACGUGUCGGCGCACGUCGGCGACGCUGACCAAGUACACGACCAUCUCGAAGAAGGGGCCGACCAAGGCCCUCGGGGGCGGCGAGUGCCGCUUCGUAUUCCGCAAGCGACUCUUCAAGGCGGUGCGCGAGAUCCCACAGGACCCGGUCGAAGUGAGCCUCCUGUACGCACAGGCGGUGCACGACGUUGUCAAGGCGGACAGCUUCCCUGUGGUGGAGAGAGUAGCUCUACAGCUAGCUGGCCUGCAAGCUCAGGUCUCUGUUGGCGAGCCGUCAGAAAUCGAGGAGCUUGACAGGUAUCGGGACGUGGAAAGCUACAUCGCCGAGCGCAUCAGGGACACGCGUCCCGAGAACGAGUGGAUCCAGGCUCUGUGCACCGCCCAUAGAACGUACGGAAGCGGAAAGUCCGAGCUGGUGUGCAAGGUGUGGUACUUGUCCAUCGUCAUGCAGUACCCGCUGUACGGAACCGCCCUGUUCCCGGUCACCUGCCGGGGCUACCUCACUUACGACCACCAGUUGCUGCUGGGCAUCAGCUGCGAGGGCGUACUGCUGGUGAACGCGGACAGCAAGGCCAUCCUGAACGCGUACCGCUACUCGGACCUCGAGUCCGUGCUGGUCAACGAUGAGGACCGCCUGGUCACCGUCACGCUGUCCAAGAGCGUGCCGGACCUGCACAAGUGCUACCUGUUCGAGACGCCCCAGCACCAGGAGGUGGCGUCGCUGGUGGCCAGCUACUGGCCGCCCCUGGCCGCCCGCAUGAAGCCCUCGUACGAGCUCAACGUCAAGGGCCGCCUGGCUUUCGAAGACCGGGUGAAGCUGCACCAGGAAGUGAUGAACUGCCGGCGCACCCUGGUGGAUAGCGGCCUGCUCAACAAGCCCGAGGUGGCCACGCUUGGACUCUUCAGGAGCACCCUGAGGAGGCUGAACAGGAAUCGACUGGACAAGCUCCGCCAGGAGUACAGCUCGGAAGGCUACAAGUCGUACCAGCAUACCUACUGGGCCUUCAGCAAGACACCCAUCGGGCAGAGCUUCCUGGUCAUGGCCGAAGCACAGGGGGAGAGCACAGCCAUCAAGGUCUUCACCUCCAUACUCAUCUUCUCCGGACUUCUCGAAGAAGAGGACACCGAGUGGCACGGCCAGCGGGAUCUGAUCCAGCUGGCGCAGUCCAUCAUCGAGUGCUGCAUGGCACGCGAAGUACUGCUCAACGAACUCUUCAUACAGCUGAUCAAGCAGACCACUGACCACCCAGACCCCAACAGCCGCGUGAACGUGCGCCACUGGCAGCUGCUGUCGCUGCUGUGCAGCGUGGCAGCGCCGACGGACCGACGCAUUCUGGGAUACCUGCACGCGCAUCUGCGGCACUGCGCCAUGGACGUCGUCACCGAGGAGGGCCAGUUCGCGCAGUUCGCGCUGAAGUGCCUGAUGCGCACCCUGGAGACCCGCGGCCGGCGGUGGCCCCCGUCCCGAGACGAGGUCUCGUGCACCACGCGGCGACACCCCUGCCGAUCCAAGGUGCACUUCCUCGACGGCCAGGUGCAGAACGUCGACUUCGACCCCUGCGUGUCGGCUGGAGAGAUGCUGACCAUGCUCAAAGCGCGCAUCAACCUAAGGCCGACAGCCGAAGGAUAUGCCAUCUACGAGGUCAUCGGACCGACCGAGCGAGCCAUGCUGCCUGAGGAGAAGAUGGCCGACGCAAUGUCCAAGUGGGAACGCUGGGCUCAAAGCCAGCAGGGCACCGCGAAAGCCAACAAGCAACAGUACUUCCUUUUCAAGAAACACCUACUGCUUGACGCCUACAUAGACUUGAGUGAUCCCGUGGAGGAAGAGCUGCUAUUCCAUCAGCUUGUCUACAACAUCCGCCUGGACAGGUUCCCGGUGACGGAACAUGAAGCCGUCACCCUGUGCGCCCUCAAGGCUCAACUGGACUACGGGGACUUCCGAGAGGCAAUUGUUGACUAUAGAAAAGUGAUGGCCCAGUGUCUUCCGAUGCGGCUGCUCAAAAUGAUAUCGGCCGACCACGUGGUGACGCAACACCAGGCUUUGGCCGGCAUGAAUGUGCAGGAGAGCAAACGCGCCUUCCUCGCCUUGCUCCAGUCGUGGCCCCUGCACCGGGCCACCAUCUUCGAGGUCACGCAAUCCUACACAUCGUCCUGGCCCAAGACACUGUGGUUCGCUGUGGACCAGGCAGGCGUGCACUUGCUUGAGCUGCGCACCAGGAAUGUAUUGUGUGCCUGUGAAUACGAGAGCAUCAUAAACUACAGCCCAUCCCUGAACAGUCUCAUGAUUGUCACUGGAGGUGGCAAGAAGGGUGCCAAGUACAUAUUCACUACCAAUCAGGCGUUGCAGAUCGCCGGCCUCAUCAAAGACUACACGAACGUGCUCCAGAUGAAGCGAAAGCCCACGGAGAGAAUGUGGCACACGCCGCAUAUCAGCGCCGAUGCGAGCGCCGCCACCCAGGAAGGGCCGGGCGCUACCAGCCAGCAGGACGCGACUCCGCAGGGGUCGGAGCCGCCACCACCGCCGCCGCCGCCGCCGCCCGUGGCUACCCGGCCAGUCAGCAUCCUCUACAAACCGCCUCCGCCAUUGCUAGUCGGCGAGGAUUUUGUCUAAGCAAUUUCAGAGGCACAAGCAAGCAGUUCGGCGUAUAUACAUAUAUAUGUACUAUUCCGCGCAAAACUGCUCAGUUUCCAACGAAUUCAGUUGGCUACGAUUCCAAAGAGCGGGCGAGACGCCGAUUUCGAUGUCGUUGCGGUGCUGUGUAAAGAAAAAAACCCGGUCAGUCGCCGACUUCGGGUCGUUGGAGGGGGGCUCCGAUUUACGGAAACACCUCAAGCACAAGCCACCGUGGCUGGCUCGCAAAAAUCACGAAUCGAGCAUACCCUGUGGGCUGACCUAUGGGAGUACCUAGGACCUAGGGGGGAUACGACACACCCUGCGAGAUGUGUAAAUAGGGGUAAUCGUGGGGUUAGUCUAGGUAAGAAGCGGGGAAAAAGUGAAAUAGCUUUCUGUCGCUGAGCGAAGAAGCGAAAGAAAGAAAACUCCCAGGACAUAACCGCGAGGGAUUCGAACUACGUACCUAUCUUCUCGUCGGCGGCAACAUGCCUUUCAGUGGAGCCGUAGCAGACGGAAUGCGCAGCAGCUUCUGGCGUGGGAGAAAAUUUGUAAGCGCGCUCCUCUGAGAUCCAGCAGAGGGCUGCAGGUGUCCGCGAUCUGGGAGGUCAUGGCACAGUACAUGAUAUAGACCUGUCAAUGAAAUCUGAUAUGCCAUAUAUACCGCAUGUCCAGUAAUCUCGUUUAACCAACCAUAUGUGUUCAGUAUAUGCCAUCUCAUACGAUCGUACGAGAUCAUUGGUUAUGAGGAUAUGUGGCGUACAGUCAUUUGUCACUACUUUUCUUGCUCUGGCGGCGCUGCAUCCUCUCGUUUCAGUUUGAGUGUGCGUCCAAAUAUGCCGUCGAGGGUUUGGCGCAUGUCUUGACUAAAGGGAAAUCGAUGUUCAAAUUCCACUCGAUCGACUUCAAUGGUUCACGUUGAGAGCUUUGGUUUGACGUGCUGCUGCUGUCCUCAUGCCGAGAUGUUACUGUAGAAUUCUGCAGUGUUUGCGUUUGAGCCAAUCAGAAAGGGCGUAGUUAGAACCCCUUAUGUCCAGUCAGAGCAGGAAAGUAAAAGUCUGCUAACUGGUGGAAUUCGAGUCUUCUGACUACUACUUUUGGUGACGUCAUAGGACAGUAGCGCACGCACAUACUUCGAUGUUUGACUGUUUUCUGCUUACGUCAUGGCCUAGAAACUUGUGGCAGUGAUGAAAUACUAAUACGAUGAAUGUCUUGCUCAUAAAUUUCUUCGAGAAGAGUCGUAUAACGACACUGUGUACACUGGCAAGUAAAUGUUUGGAGACUACAGAAUCGGUAAAACAUUUUUUUCCAAGUAUUACUCUGCAACCUGAAACUCCUGAAAGACAUUACAUAGCUCUAAUACGGAUAUUUAGGCUGUACCAGUUGAUUUUAGUAGAUGUAGCCAGGCUACGAAGCAAAAAUAUUCUUUUCGUGGCACCGUUGGUCUGCAAACGUUUGCUUGCGAGUGCACAUGUUAGUUGCAAACAACUUUCGUUUUAAACACAUCAGAAGAUGACAUCGGAGCUACUACUACUAGCCACGUUUUGGCACUGCACGUAAGGUAACUGUAGCACUUACGUUAGGCUUAAGUUUCGAGUGACAACUGUUUUAUCUCAAGUGAGUCGAGCCCCGAACAGAUACAUUACACGUCCCGUACAGCGCUUGCGCAGUACAGUAAUCGGUCGAUCAUCCUAGCACUGACAUCCAGUUAGAUGUAAGUGCUGGUCCACCCCCACCGUUGCCACCAGUUAUGAGGCGUUGGUUGAUUCCACUGCUGCCAUCCAGUUGUAAAGGGUCUCGACGACCAUCCCCACAGGACGUAUGCGGAGGUCACAACUUCACGAUCGGAACUCCAAGAUAACGAGACUAUACAAAUAUACCUUCUGAAGAAAACGCGUGGCACUGAGUUUCUGUGAUCAGAAAUAAGUCAGCGUUCUUGAUCAUCGUGGGCGAGGGGAAGCUGCUAAGUGUAUCAGCUGCACAGGUGAUCAGAGGUAACGGCGAUUAAUUGCGAGUUAAAUGCGUGCCUCUACUGCGUCUCCAAAAGAAACACCGCUGAAGUCGAGCACCGGAAAGUUACCCUUGUAUACGCAGUCAUUCGAAUAUCAACGAGCAUUUUACUAAAGGUACCGUAGGCGCACGCCACGCCAGCAUGACGUUUCAAAUGGUCGACCUUAUAGAAGGCGCAGAAAACUUUCACUGCCCUACUAAAUGAACUUCCACACGUGAAAAAAAAAUUUACUCUGUUGCACAGCAUCGUCUAAGAUAUUUUACAGUUUAGCUCGUGUUGAGGUGAUGUUAUAUUGUUUGUGGCUCACGCGUUAUAAAGGCUUUGCUUCUGCGCUUUGCCACUAGGAGCGUGUCAACUCUCAAGUCAGUAGAAUUUAGUGGGGCCAGAAUUCCGUAUCGCAUACUUCCAAAUGAAAGGGGAAUUGAAUUAUUUUUAAAUCUUGUAAGACAAUAUCAACUAAAAAUACUCCAGAUGAAAAGACUCGACCAUCCGAUCUUCCUCAAGCUACACACACAACAUCGCCGAAUAAUUUUGUGUCACAAGAACGAAAAGUUGUCCUUCUAAAGUUUCUCUUUCACGCUGUGGUUUCCAUAGCAACAGCUCAGUAGAGGAACGUUUCUAGUUCUAGUUUCGUUCUUUUUUUCAGAUAUGCCCCGUCCGGCAAAAUUAUUUUUCAUCUCAAGCCUUUUCAUACUCUUCCUUUCUUGUGCGUCCUUGGGUAAACGUAGUUCACAACAACGCAAAACUCGAAGUCUCACUGUUUAGAGGUACCUUUCGUUUUUCAGACACUAAUUCCGCAGCCGUAUUUAGCCUCGAAUAAUUGUUUCUUAUUUCAACUAGCACGUGACUGCCACUGCAAAUUUUAUGCUCAAGAAGCAUCCUUGUAGAAGUCUGGAAUGCAUAUACAUAUAGGUUUUGAAAUAUAGGGACGGUGCCCGAACGGAGAAAGGCCAUACGGCUUACUUUCUCGUUGCACUAACCUUAAAGUAUUUCCUACGUUCCUGGGACGAAAGUGCUCUUCGGCAAUGAAAUUUGUGAGCGCAGUACUCUUGGUGGCUCAACUUUCUCGGCAAGUGCUUCUCAACCAAGAGUGCGUCGAAAUGUAAAUAGUGCGCUGAUUGCGAGUAAUACCUUUUUUUUACUUUUAUGAAUGAUAAAAAUGGCAACGUGCCCUGCGGUUAGAGCCUUUCGCCAAAAGGCAUGUUCAGCCUGGUUCAAUAUGACAGAGAACACGUUACGUACGUAACAAAAAGAGAAGGCAAAAAAAACUUUAUUUAGCAGUUGGUUGCUGAAUGCAAUCGCGUAUUGCUUAAUUGUCGUCUGUGGGGUGAGUCGCAAAUAUGGCUACAAGUUAUGGCUAAUGCUGCUUUUAUUAGUUUUUAUUCAUAGCGUUGUAAAAGUUGGCGCCCGGAGCUUGGAGUUGCUGCGUACAUUAAGUACGCCACUGGUCUCUGUGUCAAGAUUUCAAUGUGUCUCUGAGUAGAAAAUUAUCAGAUUGCUGCUGACGUGUAGAGUAGUUGACGUGCUAAAACGACCAGAAAGCUGUCAGGUCCACAGAAUGCAAUUUUCGGAUAACAUUACUUUCUUCAGCCAUACCACUCAAAGACAGAUUCAUGCCAUAUACCCGUGACCACGUCUUCAUGGUGUAAUGAACAAAGUUCUUGCGUAGUGAUGGUCGUAAGAGCCAUUAAACAGUGCACAAUUUUCAACAGUCGAGAGAAGGUCUAGUUGAAAUCGCCAUUUUUUAUAUUCGGGAUUGAAUAGAUGGGCUUUGUUUUCGGUAGGUGCAAUACUCGGUGCAAUGUUACGUGUCAAACAUGUAGCUAUACUGCUGACUCACCCCGCAGGUGUAGCCGGAAUUUGCGCGAGUAUUUCUCCGCCGGAAUGCCAGUUGUUCCCUGCCACAUUGAACCCAACCGUAGCCGAGACUUGCAUGCAGGGUUGCUCGAACAAACUAGCCAGCACGUAGAUAAUUUCUUGGUCUAAUUUCAUGCAACGUUGGUCUUUGUGAAAGCAAACUGAACUGAGCAGCGCGGUUGUUGACCUCACCGUCUGGUAUAAUACGUUCGAUCAUUCGCCUGCAGGAAUGUUUGUUCUUUCCGAGCAAGAUUCAAAGUUGCGACAUUUCUUGAGGCUGUCCGGUGGUGCCAGUGCGUUCAAGCAAUCGCACCCAAUUCUUGUACACGGCGUAUUCAAUCUUUAGCGGUGUCUUGCUGGCUUGAAAUAAUAAACGAUGAGAUAGAAGUGGGCGAAUUAGAUUUUCAUAUCCGCACAGUACUUAGCACACGGCAGUGACUCACAAAGCGCAAACAGUGACGGCUCUCUCGAGAGAGCAGCUUAUAAAAGUGUUCAACGUGCACAUUCAGUAGAGUUUCUAAAUGUCCGAAUCAGUAGGAUAAUCUAUGGAACGCCGUCGAACGUAAGCGUACAGCUACGUGAGUUGUGGUUUCAUUUUCUAUGCGACGCCAUUGCAGUACCGGCUAGUAGGAGUGAGGAACAGCGUCGUGCAGGCCGGUUCUUGGACACGCGAUGCGCUGGUUUCGUUAGAAGUCCCAGGGCGUUUCUCCAGCUGUAACACUCUAGCUUCAUGUUCAGAUUUGUGACUUUGGGCGGAGUCGUAGUGAAGCUCGCGAAUUAUUUCGCAGUUUACGGUUGUGCAAGCGCGGGCGAGGGGAGGGGAGAUUACAUUUCAUUUUGUAGGGCAGUCGUCUUACGGUGUUCCGGUAGAUUGUUUUCUGCACAAAGUAUACUCGUCUUCUUGUGAGUAGCCCUUAGCCAUAUAUAGUUUAGUUGUGUAGUCUUAUGCAUGCGGUAGGUUUGAUGCAUUUUUUCAUGACGGACUUCGCGGUGUCACAUCGUCGUAGCAUAAUUUCAUUACGCGUCAUCUUACAAUUACUCAAGGACGGCGGAGAUUGAAACCUUCGAAUCAAUAACUGUGCCAAAAAAACGAAAUCUCUCAUCGACGUUGCGCCAAAUUACGGGACACGCGAACUUGAAAAAGUGGAAACGGGAACAUAACUCGAAAACUGCACACACGUAUGGACACAUGAGCAGAAUCGCGUAGAUAAGGCGUCCGUUUAUAUCGUACAGGUCUUCAUUUGCUCGGCAUCGCACCAGUCUCCAGCAAGGCUAAGCGUGAUGUGUCUAGUUCAACCUUAGGGCUGAGCGUACAGCACUGGCAAGCACCACAACUAUAACCUGCUGCAAUUCCUCUUGGUUCAGCUUUGUGCAACUAAGUGGCGCACCUUGUAUGACUGUAUAUACUUAUGUCCGUUAUUUUCCCGGUGUCCACGUGGUUACGAACAGCUUGAUGUAACCAGGCACGUUGGUACGCAGUAUUUUCGAUCAUUCUGUCAUAAGCAGUUAUACCCCACACUGCAGCUAACCUGGAUAGUUACGGUCACUUUUCUCUUUUUGGGUGCCGAUGUGAGAACUCGUCGCACAAGAAGUUCCAACAGCCUUGCUCUGUACCUUUUAUCUCCUCAAGUCAGCCUUACAACGCUUUACGCUUAGCUAUUGAAAGUGACGAUGGAAAACAUUUUCAAAAUAAUUGUUUACCCUUUUUUGUCAUUUCGUUUCUCCAAGUCUAGUGUAGAUAUUUAAGGGCGUUUAAAUACAAUGUACUUAAAUAUGUUAUAUUUUAGUUGACUAUCAAUUCACAAGAUUUAGGAUGCGUUUGUCUCUUUCUUACGUUCGUUAAAUGGACAUUGGGUUCAUACCGAUAACGUAGAACUCACCGAAUGAUGUCCGGUGAUGAAUUUUACGUAGAACCAUUUGAGAUGUCUCACAGCAUAUGGAAGGUCAUACGAUUCGCCUUAUACUCACGCGUGCGUAAGAUACAGAUAAACUGCCGUAUAAAUUCUACAGACCUCACGCUGCCAUGUUGUAUAUCUUCAAUUAUUGUUUGCAAAUUUGAAAUAGUAUGAGAAGUAUCGUUCAAAUCCAAAAAGCUUUGCUUUUUGGCAUCUGUCCUAAAAGCGACAAACCCUGCUACUCAGUGAAUAUGAAGUGGGUCAGCAGUGUUCGUGUAGGUCUUUGUGCAACAAUUUGUCAAACAUCCCUGAAACUGAAAUACUCGGAACGAAAAAUCCUUAAGUGCAUGUCAUUUCUCGAUAUUAAGAUUAUUCAUCUGCAUCUCUGUGAGCAUUAUCGUUAUUUUAGUGCAGCGAUCAACCUUGCAAGGCAGACUUCUUUUUCUGUCUUCGCCACGGUAUAUACUCGUAGCUUGCACGUCAGUCUUUCCGACGCUGGGGAGAUCAGCUUUUAGCAGACCGAAGCCAUUAACGAAUGAUUUAUUGCUCAAGUCUUACAGGAGGUGCUGCGCGAAUAACAACCUGUGUAGUAUCCAUCUUUUUUCCCUUCCGAGCAUAUCAACACGACAUUUACUCACAAAGAAAUUAUAAAAAAAACGACAUAUGCCAAGUAUUUAUCCGCGAUGUUUGAUGUUUGAACCGUAACAGGAUUAUAUACAUUCCAGUGCCACAGCUUCUGUGUCAAAAGGUUGUGAGACUGAACUCUUUUUGUCUUCGGUUUUAAUAUAAAUGCACUUAUUCUAGCUUUGUCAUUAGAUGGCCCGAAGGAAAAACUCCCCAAGAAAUUUAGACGGCGUUUUAUUCUUCUUGGUUUUGAUGGAACAGAUGUGAUAUUUCUUGCCGCCAUUCGAUUGAAAUUCAGUUACCCCGUACGCCCAUUUCCUGCAUGACACAACCAAGAAACUGCUUCUAGGAAAGUUUAACUAUAGAAGCGAAUGCGUACAUAAAGGCUUCCAGGUGGAAUGUGCAGUAUAUACUCGCAGAUAUAACUUUACACUAACAGCGCCGUUUUAUUUGUACGAAGCUCUACGUCUGGGUGUUUCGUUAUAGCCGACAGAUUCGUCGUACGAGUAAAUCUCUUCCGUUGCAGAGUGCCGGAAUUUAUUUUCGUGAUAGAUGUAUCCACGAGAGUUGCUUCACUCCUGUACCAUGCUCGAUCCAACGUCCACCCUCUCCAGUUACCCCGCGGAAUUUUAGAAUAUUCGUGUAGCAUCGCGAGUGUAUUGUUAUCUCGAGUGUUUUUUUUUCUUCAAAUCCGCAGUAUUUUCUUAUCAGGACUGUUGUGAGUGAGUCGCUUCGGCAAAGAAAGCUAGCGCGUAGCUCCCACACGAAGCACCUGUGUGACGUCACUGUCACCUGACACUUAUCGCGCUACCUGUCGUCGUAUAUCGUUGUGUGCACUAUCGGAACCGUGCGCUAGAUAAAAAGAAUGAUAAGAAAAUGCUUUCAGUGUGUAUGCGUGUUUUGUAUGCCUCUCUCAGGCCUUCGAAAUGUAUUUCUUAUCAGAGUUAAUUAUUGAUUAGCGUCCUAUGUAUGUGGCGUAAGCUGCCGAGGAGUCCACGGAGUGUCACAACCAGGGGGAUCGCAGAAAUACAUUUUGAAGUGUUUUAAUUGUGAGGUUAUAGAGUCGUGCUCGAUGAAUUGAAACUACUCGUUUGUACUGAAGCUUCCAUAGACACGAAAUUUUUCAUUGACUAAAUUGUUUCAUUGAAACAGGAGCCACAUUGGCAACAUUUUUCAUUUCAAAAGAAGUACUGAACAUACCUCACAGAAUGUCAAGAUGCUUCUUCUUGAUGUAUUUUCAAUAUAUUCCUAUCUGCGCGACUUGUGUGGUAGCCCCGUGAAUUAAUAUUUCGCUAAAACAGACGUUACAUUGGCCACUUUUUUUUCCUGUAAAGUAAAAGAAAUAUUGAGACUAUAUUGGGCCCAGCAAUACAGCCUUUUCCUGAGUGUUUUUCUGUGUAUUCUUAUGGUUGUUUAAUUUUGCUAUUGUUUAUUCCGCUAUAUUUGCAAAUUCAUUAGGCCGUGCUUGCACAUAGCUACAAGUUGCCUUUUUAUUCUUUUUUGUAUAUGGUUGGCGGGCCUUAAUCAGACGUUAAUUCAAACCUUUUGUCCGGCUUCUUUGGUUUCUGAUGCAUGGCGAACCAGUAUACAAUUAAUUAAAUGUAUAUGACCCAGUAUAUCCUUGUUUAGCGGCUUUGUUGAUUAAUGACUAUACUGGGGCUUCUUUUUAAAUCAAAUUACAUUGUUUUCUUAUUUACCCACUUUUUAAAUUAUUUAUUUGAGGAUUGUCAACUACGGUAAUUAGGAGAAUAUUAUUUCAGUGGUAGGACGUCAACGCACCACUGGUUUAAGUAUCGAGUUUUAUGUUUUUUUCAUUCGUCUUACGUUCUACGCGUGCUUCCUUUGACGUCAUCUGGUGCUUGGUUAAAAACGUGAAGUUAAUGCGCCCUACAAUUACAAACACUUCGAUUACCCUGUGCUGCUUGGGUUCUGUGACUGCUGCUGGCCUCUUUGGCAGCUAACUACCCCUACUAACCCGUAAUUUGCCAUAACUAUUACUGUGCGCAGUGUAGUAUCUCAGUUACAUUAACUUCCAGUUUCGGUGGUAACGACGCCUGCUGUACCAGUCUCUUUAAAAAAAAUGGGAUCUAGGGGAAACACAGGUAAAAAUCCUGUGUUAGUUGUUGUACAUAUAUUUAUUCUAUCCUCUUUCACUGAGCACACGAGCAAAAAAAAAAAAAACAUUCGUCGUGCGGUGUUUGUGAGUUGGGAAAACCGGGUCUAGAACAGCACGAAUGCUCGACUACGUCUCUGCAAAUCAGCUCUGGUUUGCUGUCACAGAAAAGUUCGGUGUCACAGAUAAGCUCCGUGUCGUGUUUUGCAAACGACGGAAUACUAACGCUUUUUAUUGUAAAAAAAAAAAAGAAAGCACCACUUUCGUCAAAGUGCGACGGGGGGAAGGGUACGGGGAAGUGUCGAGAGUUGAACUGGUGUCGGAUGCUGCAGUAUAUAUUUGACAAAAGCAUGCUCACUUUGUCUGGUGAAAGAAACAAAAUGUGUUCACGACUUUUUACGAAGAGCUUUGACAUGGUUGUUGAUGUUUUCUUUCUUAUUCUUCUGUACAUAACUACUAGUAUUGAAACGACGACGGUACACAACAAUAUAAUGAUACACCUAAACUUCGAUAUCAUAUUUAUUGUCGCGUUGUCUAUCGAGACCCCGCUCCCGACGUAGAUGAAGUUGAAUGUAUUCGAAACGGCCACAGAUGCACUGAUACUCACGUGUAGGCAUUUCUUUUUUUCGUGCAACACAAACUUUAGCGCUUUAGCAGCUGUCAGCAGGGUUUUAUGCGCAGUUCUUAAAAAACUAAAAAUUUACGCGGUAUUUGUGCUUAGGUGCGAUAUGUAUUUGAUUUUGUUCGUAACACUGCAAUACUUUAGCGCCGUCGCAUUGAAUUAAACCUGAACGGAACAUGCGGCCGCCAUAUCUGAAGCGUGAUUGGCUGCGCGUUCUCAAAGAAACCUGCAGGGUUAUUGCUUAGUUGCGUGUACCUAAAAUUGAAACAGUGACGAAAUGGAACGGAAGGUAAAAAGGGACGACACACCGUACAGAUGUCCGAGACGUUGCACAGUACAGACGACAAGCAGUGCAGACGACACAUGUUGCAGACGUCGUAAUCUGGACAACACACAGGGCUGUUUGUCGUCUGCUUCUUCUUUCCCUCCUGUUUCUCCGCUGUUGAAACCAACGCGAAACGAUUGCCACCGAGAUUAUGCGCGAUGCGGCAUGUUACAUCACCUGACAGCGCGAGCGCUUAGAGUAGUUUCGUGUGGGAGGCUGCUUGAAGACUAUUUUUUGAGAGCGCCAUCUUGGAAACCCAAAUUAUCUGCAUUUUGCCUCGAGACCAGACAUGGCGGCGCUGCUGUCGAGUUUGGAGUGUUCCGUUCCUCACGCUCCGAUCUUCAAUUUGUGGCUCGAAAAUGCACGAGACGUUUUGCUCGUUGACCAAAGAAAAACUUGACUGCGCAUAACAAACCUGACGACGGACGCUAGAGUCACGCCACCGGUAUAUUUCUUCAACGGUGUUAGAAGGGUUGCACCUAAGCGACAACAGCUCAAACUGCGUCGUUCCGCUCUGGAUGUGCAAAAUGUUCGUGACGCACUGUGCUUGCUAUGGCAUCGUCACCAAACCGUUGUUUACUGUUUACUGUGUGUUUUAUCACUGUGCGCGCAAUGACAAAUGCGGUAGGGGGCGCUUAUGUCGAACGCUUGUGCGAGGCCAGGUCACGCUUCGUUGGUGGCUGUACGUACUAGCAGCAUAAAUUCAAACGUGAAUGAUUCCGAAACUACUAUUAAUGCGGUGUUCCGUUUCCACUUUCACCUGCAUUUGUAACAGUCGCUUAAUUCUGGCACUUAAACGUACAAGAGUUGGAACUACUUUAUGCUUAGGAAAAGACUACAGAGCGAUUACACCUAACAUGCGUUCUGAUCAGUUAUUCUCAGUUGGCGUUUCAAUUUAUGCCUAUGGUACGUGGAUACUAACAAGCUGCGUUCUUCGGGACCGGUUUGAACGAGUGAAGCCUCUCCCGGAAGACUUUAUGCAAUCUUGCUCAGUGUGCGGCUGUGGGUAUACUUGCAGUUGGCUUUGUUUGUAGGAGGAGUGUUUAUCAUCCAAUGAAAAGCUGUUGGCCAACGAUCUUAUUAUGCAGGUUUAUCCUUUGUUCGAUUGUCCUUGUGUCUCUUACGCCAGUUUUACGUACAGUCGGCGUCAGAAUUUUGCGGGCGCAAGAUCAGAGAAAACGAAUUCCAGUGCAGUUUGGGACCGUACAACACCAUGGUGUUGGCAUAUACUAGUACAGGCUCGAGGUCUGAAUAACAGGUCACAUGCCCAGGCUGCUGAAAUAUCCAGCUUUUUUUGCUCUCGGAUCACGUGAUCCGUAUACUUUUGACGCCGGUUGUAAAUUCGCAACUAUACCUUAAGUUAUUGCGCCAUAGAUACUUAAUCUAUUUUUAACAAGUCGCUGUUUAUUAUGAUUUCGAAUUUUUUUUUUUGUCUUUUCAAUCUUUUUUAGACUUUCGUGCGUAGUAGUGUCUCUUUAUUAUUAUUUCGUUGUAUUAUGUUUGUGGCUUGUUCACAGAGGAAAAAAAGUGUCGCCGAAGCUCAUUGAUAGACGGUCACGUGUAGCAUGUGGGAAGGUUUUGGCAUUGCAUUGCUAAUCGCUCAGAUUUUCUUGUUUGUUUUUCUUUUGCGAUGUUGUACUGUAGGCAUACCGCGCAUUGUGGUGUCCCUAGUGUUCUAGAACUGUCACGUAGUGCGCUAUCUACGCUUGCUCUUAUCGUGUAGGCGCAGAACAGUGCAUCGAAGUGUUACGUCUGCGCAUGCUUACUGCGCAGAAAAGGCGUCAAACAUGAUGGCCUCGUCAGUGUCCACAGCAGAGUCGCAGCGCUGUAGAUCGGUCACACGUCGAUCCUAACGACACUGUCGCAAAGUUCAGUAACAGGCGAUAAUUUUUUAGUGGGAACACACCCACUAAAUAUUUCUUAUGCUAGAUAGCGCAUUUACAUCACAGAAGCCGGAUUGCUUCAACAGGCGGACAUUACUUAUUGCAGGGUGAGGUUAUCUGAUUGGCAAAGCUUCACUGAACAACUUUGCUAUUCGUAUACACUUUAGUGAAAACGUUCCAUUUACGCAAAAUUGAUAUCGAGAAGUGAUGAAGUAACAUCCUUUUAGCAGAAAGCAUGUGCUUAUCACCAAUUUCGAGAAACAUGUCCUAAAUUUCUCUGGUUAAAUGCAUUGAUAAUCCAGAUCGCACUUACCAUCAGUGCAUUUUCAGCAGCGACACUGAAAAGCGAAAGAUCACAAUGUUGCGAUCUCAUGCACAGCCUCUGUCGAAAGGAACGUAAGGGCACGAGUGUGUCUGAUUCCCGGUCGCGUCUUCGCGUAGCACUCAUGAAAUUCAUGGCGCUUGAUAGUUUCGAUGGGUGAGGAAAAAAGAUGUUCUACACUUGCUUCCACAACACUCGUGAGCUUGUGGGAUGCAACAGGACGCUGACCAGACGUCCCGGAAUUGGCUAUGGCCGUGGGUACAGUGGCUUCGUUUCGUUUGACAAGGACUGCGCAUAUUCCCCGUAAGUUAAUUGAUCGAAAUAAAUGGUCGAGUGAAGGCAGUAACACGAGACGCAGUCACCGUAAUUCCGUGUCCACCCUGUGCGAAAACACAUUUCUACGAAGACUUGUUUGCGAAAUCGCAGAUGCUUUCCGUGUAGUCGCGAAUCGGCUCCCUAUACGCUGGCUGUCAGCCUGCAUCGACGUGUAUGUCUGUCACGUUGCUCUGUUUUCAUAGACGUCUCGCCUAGCUACCAACCGAAUCCUCUCUGUCCUAAUUGCCGAGGAGAGAGAUUUGAUAAUUUCCGUACUGUUCUGCGCCUACGCGCAACUGCAGAGCGGCCGGACUCUGGGCCGUCUUGCAGAAAAACGAAACUAUAGCCCCCAUCUUCAAGACAGACGCGCGACGCGGAGGUGGCCUUCUCUCUACAGCCUGUUGCAAAGUGUUUGUUAACAGCCACCGGUCGUAAAGCUAUGUUAUGCGCAUCGACGAGCGUUUCUGGGAGAACUUAUUCCGUCGGGCCAGCUGGUUAUAAGCAUUCGUAUUACUCGCAUUAGAGCGAAGAAACUAAAACUCGCAUAAACACCAACAGUUAAGCGCAAAACACAAGCUCUCGACUGCUAACCGUUUUAUUCCAGUGAACGAUAAAAUGUCACUGCCGUAAUUACUACACAGUGGCCACAGCCAAAGGACACAUCUAAUGAAUUGAUCCUGAUAUUUUUUUUCGUGCACAGAAUAUUUUAUAACAUGACAUAUUUUGGUGUUCGGGAUGAGCUCUCUUUAUGGUAUCAUCGCCGGGAACAGAAUCAGGAAGAGGAGAUUACCAGUAUUAAACAUCCUUGUUAUCGAGCAAAACGUAUGCACGCAAGAUCGCGGCAUGCUGCAUAACUAGUACGGCAGUGAUGUCUAGUGGUUCACGCAUGCGCAGACGUCAUUAGUUGUGGCUGGUAAUUUACCUUUUCACCGCAAUAAAACAGCUGGUAAGUGUUCGCUUGAGUAGUGUAAUUCACCGUGUUCGUUUAAAUGCUUUAUCUUUAACACUCCGAUGGCAGUAAUUCCGGGAGGUUAAUUCACUCGCUCGCGUGGAGACUGGGGCCACCUCCGGCGCAACGUUUCGCGCUUCCAGCAACAGAUGGCAUUUUCAACCGAGCCUCGCAAAACCCCUUAAACUUCGUAAAGUAGCGACACUCUACUCCUCCGCCUUCACUCCUCCUCGUUUCUUCUCCCUGUCACACUCUCUCCUCGACCGUGGCGCCGCCUACACUGCUCGAGCGUAGCAACGGCGCCAACAUUCGCUCCUCGCCACUCCGUAGACGCUUCUCAAGCAAAAUUGGCGCUGAUGCACGGCGCGAGGGCCCACGGGAUGCUAUGAGGUCAAUAGCGACGCGGCGUCGGCCAGAGCGCGCGAGGAGGAGGCGGCAUUCUUUAAAGCGUGGCGCUACUUUACGAAGUAUAAGGGGCUUUACAACUCGAAGAGGAGGCUAUAGUGCAACCGUUUCUCUACACGGCGGCCCCGCUUUGGUUUGAAUGAUUGCUCACAAAUAAUAGGUGGUGCUGCUAUACUGUCGAACUUUUUUUUGUCGCUGCUCGCUCGUACUGGUGCUGUGUAGUCGCGUUCGCUUGGCGAAUGUCUGCUGCGAGCAGGACUGGCUCACUUUCGGAAUGUGUGUCUGAGAGUAGUAAGGUCACACACCAAACCGGAAAUACAACAAACCGGAAAUGCAAUGUGAAGGAGGAGAACGCGCGUUAGCAUUCAGCCAACGGGUACUUACGGGGUCGAAGCUAGAACCUGGCAUCCUUAAUACAUAUACCAAAUAUAUCUUUCCUUUUUUUUCGUCUUGAACGGUCGGCCUCGUCAAACAUCUCUUCUAUAACGUUCGAUAUGAAGGCAAGGUCAGUUUUGUUUCUUGAACGGGAAAUUGUAAUAUUGGCGUGUCACUUAUGAGGAAGCAUGCUCCCCUUUAUGCUGCACCGCCUUUUACACGCGCAAAAGAAAGGGGAAAAAAGGGGAGGUGACAUGCGGGGCGGGCACAGUAACUGCGCAUGCGCUCGAAGUUAAAGCUAGCUGGCGCACCAGGUUUGCAAACUGGGAAAAUUGGGCAAAGGUGUAGACAGGGGUGGGGUGGUGGCUCGAGGACGCGUCCUGUACGUCUCGUUCCCCAAUAAUUUGCGCUGCUUCCUGACACUCUGAACACGCAGAGCCUGGCUUCUUGUAGACUUGUGUGCGCAAAUUGCAGUAACGUCCAAGCCAACGCCAAAUUCUUGGUCAACGCGAAGAAAGCAGUCUAACGCAUCCUCCCAUUUAGUGAAAACGAAAGGAACAGAAAUCUGAAUUGCCGUGCACCACACGGACGAUCACAAAUAAUGUGUCCCUGCUGUAAGGCUAGCAGAUAUUUACAUCGUCGCAUUAAGGAACAAAUAUUGUGUCUCUCUGCUGUGGCGGCUGCAAUGUGGUUUACGUGGCGUAUCAAUGCUUUUACGUCGCUGGUGUCGAUCACGUGGCCGUUCGUAAGUGUGAAAUUGUACAGUAUAUUGUGCAGUUUUCUUCUUUUUUUUCCAAGGAAGCUGCGAAUGUUUCUUUCGAAUUGUUUUUGUUUGUUUGUUCAGUGUCUAUUUUUCUCCCAACUGAAGGAACAACAAGAAACACGCUACAAAAAAAAAGUAAGGACGAGCGCGAAACAAUUGUACACUGCAUGCCAAACAUUGUCACAUGUACUUGCGGGAACGGUGGAAGAAAAAAAAAUGACUGUGUACAAGACCUGUGGUUUGGUGAACAGUUCAACCUAGUCAAGUGAAGAUUUGCACCGUUAUGGAAGAAAAUGGUGUUUUGAUAAUUAUAUAUAUAUAAAUAUAUACUUAAUAAACAGCUUGUGAAAUUUA